This is a messenger RNA of Bombyx mandarina (wild silkworm), 2807 nucleotides long. RefSeq lists its product as uncharacterized. The record is from RefSeq and is a predicted model, not a curated record. NCBI's taxonomy places the organism in Eukaryota, Metazoa, Arthropoda, Insecta, Lepidoptera, Bombycidae.
CAGUAAUGCGUUUCUGCGUUAAUGCGAUGUCUAUGGGCUCCAGUAAUCACUUAACACCCAUGCAGCGCAACCGCGAGUCCAAGCGCCACGAAAAUACGACGCUCCGCGUUCGAAAAAUCGUAAAAAUAGUGAAAAGUUCUCGGAUAUUGACGUGCUAUACAUCAAAAGAAGCGGAAAGUGAAGGCGCACAUGCCUGUGAAAAUCUCAUGACUUUUAGUGUUGUGGCCACAAAAAAAAAUCGGCAAAAAAGUGAUUUUUUGUGAAAUUUGGAAAAUAAAAAGUUGUCUAUCUCGCGAUUUUCAGCGACGACCCACAUUUUUUGAACUGUGGAACGGAGGGCAUCCUGGUGCUCUACAAUCCUGCCAACUUUCAGAUUUCUCUUGUGUAGGAUCACAGAGAGACAGCCAGAAAAACAAAAACCACGUGGCAACGUGGUCAUUGACUCUGUACCGCCAGACCAUUUUUCUGAACGAGGCUUUGGAGACACCAAGGAGAGCAGCUGGGAGGCACCUUCAGAUUGAAAAUCUGACAAGUGUUGACGGAGAUAGAGACUCGGAAAGUUUAGCGCAGUUUUGUUUUUUAUUAUAAGUGUUUUUAUUUAAAUUUUUCAGUGACAACAUAAGUCAUUUUUUUGUAUAUUUGCUGGCCCUAUGCUGUUAAAUAUUUUUGUAGAAAAAUUAGAUUUUUAGGACGAGCGGUUUCCGUGCGCGAUAAUUCAGAACUAAGUUACCAACCGCAAAAAGACAAAAAACGCUUGUUUCUUGGAAACAGCGUGAGUUGGGAAAUUUUAGGCCAGACUGCAUAUAUUAUAAUAAUAUAUGUAACUAACCCCCUACAUUUAUUUUAUUUUUCAGUUUUUAUUUUUAUUUUACCAUAUUUAUUCAACAAAAUGUUUAAAUAGUUUUGACUUGAUUUAGAUAGUUUGACUUGACUGGAUCCCCCCUAUACAGGGAUCCCAAAAUAUCAAUUUGACUUUGAGUACCCGUCGACCCUCGUACCCUCACCGUAAAAUGUUCGGUAUCAGAACACCAGUUAAAAAACCAAACGGCAGUGAGGACAAGUCUGAAUUCGAAGAACAGCCAGGUCCGUCUGUAAGGCGCAGCAUUGGUGAUUGGCCCCCCAUAGUCGAAAAAGAGCAGCAAAGGCCAAAAACACCAUCUCCACCAAAAGCUGUGCCUCAGCCGCUCCCUCCUAGGCCUAAGACCAAAGCGUUGAUCGCCCAGGAAGCAAAAGCUGACCCACGGAGACAGGCGGCAAGAGUCAGUGACAGCCCGCCAAUUACAGUCCCGUCGAGAUUUCCGAGCAAAACCGCAGAGGCUAAAGCGUGCCUUAUGAAAAGCAAGGCGGAGCUCGAAAUCUCCAAAAACCUAAAACGGGAGAUAAAAGAAGAAAUUUUUAGGUCAAUCGAACGGCUCUACCAGCUGGUGAAAGAAGCCGAAGGCGAAAAGGCUUCCCAAGCCACCAACAAGUGGCCGACAGAAGCCUGUAGCAUGGUCACUCGGACUGGUAACGAGGGUGACAUAUCACCGGGCCCAGAAGCGCCGACAGAGCUCAUGAAACAGCUAAUAGGCGGCCUCAAACAGCACCACGUUGCGUUAGAGGAAUGCAAAUGGCAUACUCGAGCUCUGUCGGAACAGCUGGAGCAAACCCCUCUCUACGCCGCAGGACAUGGGUCAUUAGACGAACACAGCCAACUCUUAAAGGAAAACAAAGAAGAAAUAGAAAAACUAAGUGAAGAAAUAAAAAAGCAAAGGACAGAAUGGAAAGAAAAUAGGAGCUACGCAAGCGUUGUCAGUGGCACAAAGGAGAAAGAACGCGGAAAUGCGGAGAGGCAUUCCGUCGUGAUCUCCUCAGACGACCAGAAUGCCACAGGGGAAGACGUAUUUAAUAAGAUCAGGUCAACCCUCAACGCUAAAGAGGAAGGGAUAAAAAUAGACAGGAUAAGAAAGGUGAAAGAUAGAAAAGUUAUAGUCGGCUGUGAAUCGAAAGAAGAAUUAGUAAAAAUAAGAGAAACAAUUAAAACAAAGGGAAAGGACUUACACCUCCAGGAGAUAAAAAAUAAGGAACCCAUGGUACAAUUGAAGGAUGUCCUGAAUUAUAAUAAGGACGAAGAUAUAGUGCGAGCACUAAUUAACCAGAACAAACAUCUUCUGGGGGAUGUGAGUGUGGACAGCUCAACUUUGAAGGUAAAGUUCAGAAGGAGAGCUAGAAAUCCGCUCACAUCCCAUGUGGCAAUACAAGUGCCACCAAAACUAUGGAAGCGGCUCACGGAGGCGGGGCUAGUACAUAUAGAUGUGCAAAGGGUCAGGGUAGAGGAUCAGUCUCCCCUGAUUCAGUGCUCGCGGUGCUUGGGAUAUGGCCACGGGAAGCGGUUCUGCCGGGAAAAAAUUGAUGCCUGCAGUCACUGCGGAGAGGCGCAUCAUAGGUCGGAAUGCGCUGACUGGAUGGCGAGGGUGCCUCCGUCGUGCUGUAACUGCUUGAAGGCUAAAAUCGGUGAAGCCGAGCAUAAUGCCUUUAGCCCAGAGUGUCCAGUAAGGAAGACCUUGGCAAGAUCUACCGUGACUUAUUGCUAAGGUGGACUCCAGGAACCCAGAUCAGAUCAUCCCCCCAAGAGGCGCUGUGUCGACCCUCGUUGCACAAUCCAAUCUACAGCGCAAACAUCUAGCGACUAGUGAAUUUCUUUUGGAAGCAAAGAAGAGGAGGGUUGACGUAGCGUUGCUCCAGGAGCCGUAUGUGGGAAGCCAGGGUAGAGUGAGGGACCAUCGGGGUGUGAGGAUCUUCCAGGGGAUCAACGGGCAGGGGGCUGU